AUGAUGUACCUUACAAGAACGCUAACAUGCCUCGUGGAUCAAGCACUGUUGUUGAGAUCAACUCUGCUUUCGUUGACGCUCACGCGACUCAACUCAACAAAGUCACCACCACCACCACCACCACCAUUACCACCAACACAGCAGGAGGCGCCUAAACCCAACAUAAGGUGGUUCUACGCCUCAGAUGUACCCAUCUCCAAACCUGAAUGGUUCUACUAUGAGAAAACCAAAGACCCCGAGUCAUUUAUACCGUUUUCCGAAUACGACUCCAAAAACUUGGAACGCGCAUUCCUCAAAGAUGCAACGCUGCCCGUUGAAGUCAACGAAGACAAGUUGUUUGAAGUCAAUGUAGAGAAGUUCCAGUUGAUGCCCGUGUAUUGGGAGGGCCCCGUGUACGAGGUCCGCAGAGGGAUAUGGUUCAACAAGAGCGGUGUUCCCUUGCCGAAUAAAGUCACCAUGGAGAUAGAAGACGGCUACAAAUUGGUCAAGCCGUAUUUUUUCGAACAAGGCGUCAGUGAAAAGAAGCUGAAGGCCAACAAGGCCAAAAUUGCCGAAUUCAAUGAUCUUCAAAAGAAAAGGAAGAAAAACGAUUUACACCACGAGACGCAGUCGCAAUUGGAUGUUUCCAAACAAAAAGACGUUCAUAAACUAUCCAACGGUCAAUUGGUGCUCUAUUUCAACCAAAACCAGGCCGUCUUGUUCCCCGCAAAUUACGACUCCGAUUUCCAAAUUGACAUUAUUAGAUUCUUUGGACCAAACCCGGUAUCAUUGCUAGGCGUCGAACAUAUCCAACGUGGCUACUCGGAAGAGUUGAAAAAGACGAUAUUCGACAAACUUCCAUCGAUCCCGCUUCCGAGCAUCGCAGACACUUUCCAGAAGGAAUUCAGCUCGGUGCUAAGCUCCAAAAGCGACGACGUCAAGUCCAAAAUAACAACACCGCAAACAUCAGCCGAGGAGAAUGAUAUCGACGAUAAGAACAUGCAGCAUUAUCUCGAGGCUGACUACGAUAAGGAGACUUCAAAAACAAAAUCCAAUCGGGAAAUCGACCACUUGAUUUUGUGCGUGCAUGGUAUAGGACAAGUCUUGGGUAACACUUAUGAAUCGGUCAAUUUCACCCAUAGUAUCAAUGUCUUGAGAAACACCAUGAAAAAAGUGUUUGAAGAAAACAAGGACUAUCAAAAACUCGCUUACGAUGAAGGAAGCGAAGAUAAGGACAACAAUAGAAUCCAAGUCUUGCCUAUAUCGUGGAGACACCGCGUUGAAUUUUAUCCUCGGAGAACCGAGCAGCAAAACGCCGAUAAUCGGCUCCCCACUCUUUCGCAAAUCAACGUUGACGGAAUCAAGGCGUUGCGCGAUGUGGUGGGGGACGUUGUACUCGACGUUUUGCUCUACUACCAACCACGCUACCUCCACCAGAUAUUCGAGUCGGUCACCUCAGAAGUCAACCGAGUCUACAAAGAGUACAAAAAGCGCAACCCCAGAUUCAACGGCAAAGUCCAUAUCUUGGGCCAUUCGCUUGGAUCAGCGAUUGCCUUUGAUAUAUUGUCCGAGCAAACGGGCACCAUCCAGGGUACAUCCAACAUAUCCGAGAACCACGUGCAAUUCCCCGUGGACAACUUGUUUCUUCUUGGAUCGCCCGUGGGGUUGUUUAAGCUACUCGAGGGCAAAAACAUUGAAGCUCGAACACAAGUAACAAAUAAAAUCGAACCGUCGAAAAACACAGAAAUCGCCUCGCCCAAAUGCAAUAAUUUAUACAAUGUCUACCAUCCUUGCGACCCGGUUGCUUAUAGAGUCGAGCCUCUAGUUUCACCUGAAUUUGGCCAUUUCAAAGCUGUGCCGGUGCAAUUUGCAGUCAAGGGCCUUGAUUCGCAAAUCCAAGAGUUGGCGAGCGUGGGUGACGAGAUAUCGGAAAAGAUACUUUCGGCAGCACGAUGGUUGAACAUUGCCAAGAAGGAAGUCAAGAAACUCGACGCCAAGACCAUUGAAGAGAGGGCGAAAAAGGAGAAUGCAUUGAGUGACUUGAUCACCAGCAUUGCCAUGUCGGAACAAGAGGAACUGGUGACGGAUGGAUCUGAAUCGAGCUCCCAUCGCAAGUUGACCAAGAAGGAAUUGGUCACACUCACGGCGUUGAACAAAACUGGCAGAAUCGACUACAGUCUACCUAUGGGGGUGCUAGAUUUCUCCUUGGUGUCCGCCAUCAGCGCCCACGUUUCGUAUUUUGAAGAUGAAAACACCGCAGGAUUCAUCAUGAAACAAGUGCUUUCGAAAUCACAACUGGUAAAGAAAACAGUGGCCCUCUAUUAA
This is a messenger RNA of Lodderomyces beijingensis, 2304 nucleotides long. The record is from the annotation of a GenBank genome assembly. Lineage: Eukaryota; Fungi; Ascomycota; Pichiomycetes; Serinales; Debaryomycetaceae.